Molecule: messenger RNA, 1848 nt
Organism: Closterium sp. Yama58-4
Lineage: Eukaryota; Viridiplantae; Streptophyta; Zygnematophyceae; Desmidiales; Closteriaceae
Source: the annotation of a GenBank genome assembly
AUGGACGGUGGCGGGUCGUCGCAGGGUCGUAAUCGUCGCGCGGCGAUGCUCCCGGUGGUGUUCGCCCUCGGGAUUGUCGCAUUGUCGUCGGCGCUCUUGUAUCUACAUGAAGCCGGCUCGCUUGGGAGGGGAGGAGGCAGCAACGCCGCUUGCGCCGUGUGGGAUGAUAAGGUGGUGCCACUGGAAGAGCAAAUGGCGCAUCUAGACCAACAGCUUGCAGCCCUCACAGAGAGCAUCAGAGCUCACCAGCAGGCGUUGCUGGAUAAGGAGCAGUUACCGUCAGCUGCCACGGAUGCUGACGGGGCUGGUGCUGGCUCUGACGUGGCGUUUGGCGAUGCUGACCUGGCACAACCGGCGCGGCGAGUGGCUCUUGACCUGGUUGAGAUCAUCGGCAAGACGCACAUGGACGCCCCUCGUCUGAAGGAGAUGAUAGAGCCUAUGGCCAAGCGCGUGGGCAAGUGGGUGCAGGACAAGGUGCAGGACGCGUGCCAGCCCUGUCGCCCCUGCAACUCCACCAUCGUGCUCGUGGGUAAGCCCUGUCGAGUCAACGCCUUCCCCACUACGUGCCAAAGGAGGCUGUCCCCUGCUGAGGUGGAUGACGAGGAGGACCUGGAAGGACCGAGCGAUGACAGAGUGGAGGGGGAGGGGGAGGUCGGGGAGAGAGGAGCAACAAGGAGGAGUUUAUUGGCUUGGAGUGGGGAGGAUUUGGAAGGGCCGGGUGACGAUAGGGUGGAGGAGGGGGAGGGAGGGGAGGAGGUGGGGGUGGGGGCAGGAAGAAGGCGUUUAUUGGGGUGGAAUGGGGAGGAUAUGCAAGGAUCGGAUGAUGAUACAGCACAGUGGGGGGGAGAGGAGGUGCAAUUAGGGCAGGUGGAAGGCGGGGAGGGGCAAGUUUUUGAGACGUCUCAAAAACAGGUGGAAGGCGGGGAGGGGCAAGAAGUUGGCUCAGUGGAAGGGGAAGCAGAGGGGGGACGAGGUGCAGCAGAGUCGGUGGGGGAGAGGCGACGGUUGGUGAAGGAGCAGGAGGAGAGCGAGAGGAAGCGGCCGUUAUGUCGGGAUGGCACGGCUGCGGGGUACUGGAAGGACUACAGCACGUGGGAGCCGUACUCGUGCCGCUACAGGGAGUACAGCAAGAAGGAGGUGCGGGCAUGCCUGCGCUACAAGUGGGUGCACUUCUUUGGGGACUCCACCACUCGCCACCUCGCGGCCGAGUUCUCCCGCCUCGCAGGUGUGCAGCGGCGGGCGUGGGACGCAGACAAGAACCGCACGGCCCUCAUGGAUACGGGCGAUGGGGAUGAGAACUCGCCGCUGCCGAGGAUUACUUAUCUGUUUAGGGGGAAAAUGGCACACCAGCGGCACCCAAUUGCCGGGGUGCCUCCAGAGAGGGACCUGAACAACGACUUUCUAGAAGCUUUUCGAGACCCUAACGUAAAGCAGCCAGACACCAUGGUGAUGAGCAUCGGAGCACACGAGGUCAUCGGGUGGACCAGGCGCCCCCCACCGGACCUGGACUUGCGCACGUUCAAGCGCGACACGGAGGAGGCCAUUGCGCUGCUCAAUAGCACCUUCACCCGCGGCCGGCUCGUGUGGUGGAAGGCGCACUACAUCUGGCCAGGGAAAGUUGUAGGGCAGGAUUAUUUCACAGUGCGCACAUUCCACGAGCUCUACCAAGCGUAUGCGUUCAGGCGCAUGGCACAACAGGGCUACACCAUGAUGGAUCUCUACCAGACGACUAAGGACAGAUACGACCAAGUCUUUAGAGGGGAUGGAGCGCACUAUGUCGGCCUGUGCUUGAAGCUUCAUGUUCAAAUUCUUGCCAAUACGCUUUGCAACCAUUUGCACAAGUCGUAG